Molecule: messenger RNA, 956 nt
Organism: Pimephales promelas (fathead minnow)
Lineage: Eukaryota; Metazoa; Chordata; Actinopteri; Cypriniformes; Leuciscidae
Source: RefSeq, a predicted model, not a curated record
AUGCAGUGGGUAUGGGCGCGCCGCAGAUAUGCUACAUCUUGGACGCAGUUUUGUUCGUCUAUGGGGUUGUUCUCACUGUCCUGUACUGCAGAAUGAAGAUGCGAAGUAGACAAGCCGAACAACUUUCAGGGAAGAAAGAUGCCGGCGAAGGCGUUUAUGAGGGUCUCAAGCCUCAUGAUCAGGACACAUACGAGACCAUCAAAAUGAAGAAAGGAAAAAAAUAAGACUUUAAUCAAAAGUGGGAAGGAAGUUUCCGGACUCAAUCCCGCUGUCAUCUUAAGCGUGUCGCACCUGUAGAUAAGCUUUCAACAUUCUCACAAGAACAACAUUAUGUAGUAUACAGGGUAAUCACAUCUUAGCAAAUAAUCAAACAGAAUGCAAAAUGUCUACUUGUUUAAUAAUUUAAAUAAUAUUUGUUUGAUGAAUUUAUCUUUCUAUUGGGCCUUUAAACUACAUUUUGAGCUUCUAACAAGUAUACCACACUGCGUGUCACUUUUCUCGAGGCUAACUUCCUGCCCUGGCUUCUAUAGCAACAUGCCACCAACCCCACAGAGUCCGAGUCAUUUCCUGUUUUAAAGAGUUCAUGAGUGGUCUAACAACAUGUGCAUCUGUCUAUGACCACAGGUACGAGAGAUGGAAACAGAGCCGUGUUUGAUUGUAUAUGUGUGGGCCUUUUCUUUCCAUUGGUUUAAGAGCGAAACUUUAUAUUGUUUUGCUCUGAGGCGAUGUUUUCCUUUCAUGGCAUAUAGAGAACAACUGUGUGUGUAACAAAAAUAACACCUUUGAUUUUCACAAUUUUUUGUAAGAGUUACAAUAUAGGCUUAAUCAUGAGUGUGUAAGAAUUUAUUAUAAGAGUUUAAAGACUUCCAAAAAUUGUGAUUUUUUUUUUCUGUUUGUGAUUACUAAUGCUUACAAUUUUUAUGAUCAAUAUAAUGAAAUAAAAAAUACUACUCUGA